AUGUGCCGACGAGUCUGCACUUCCAGAGCAUGUUGAAAUCUCAGUGGCAGAACAAACCCUAUGAGAAAAUUAAACCUCCCAAAAAGCUCUCACUCAAGCACAGAGCCCCCAUGCCUACCAGCAGCCUAUCUGACCCUGCUCGCAAGGACCGCCACAAGCUGGUGAAUUCGUUCUUCACUGCAGCCAAGCGCUCACAUCAAAAAAUCCAACCAGACAAGGCACACAGGCCGCCUUUAGACGAUUUUACGGCCGUGUCCAAGGCCGAGAGAGCGCCAGAGCGCUCGCUUGUCCAGCCUCCUGCCUAUGACAAAAAGCGAUUGCGAGACUGCUCAUCUGAGAGGAGUGAAGUGUUGAAGCAUCACACAGAUGUCGGUGGCCCAAGCUACUUGUCAGCAGCUGCGACCCCCACACCUCACAGCCCUAUAGCGCGGCAGCUGUCCGCCUCCUCAGAAGGCUCCGCUCCUACCAGCAUGAGUUCACAGGGCACCUCCAGCACAGCCCAGCCAAGGAGGAGGAGAGGCGAAAGUUCAUUCGAUAUUAACAACAUUGUCAUCCCGAUGUCCGUUGCUGCAACAACUCGUGUGGAGAAACUGCAGUACAAAGAGAUCCUCACACCCAGCUGGCGUGAAGUGGAUAUCAGCGCUCUGAAAGCAAACCCUGAUGAAGACAAUGAAGAGAUCGAGGACUUGUCUGAUUCAGCCUUCGCUGCUCGGCAUGGCAAGUGUGAAGAGAUGGAGCGGGCACGGUGGCUUUGGAGCACGAGCAUGCCCCCGCAGCGGCGGGGCAGCAGGUCUUACAGAUCGACAGACGGACGGACGACUCCUCAGCUGGGGAACCCGUCGACUCCCCAGCCAGCAUCCCCUGACGUGGGCAACUGCCACUCCCAUUUGGAGCUGUCCCACACCCACUCACCACGCAGCCCCAUCAGCCCCGAACUGCUCUCUGCCCCCCUCACCCCCCUCUCCCGUGACUCCAUGCGGCUUCUGUCCAGUGAGGACACCCGUUGCUCCACGCCUGAGGCCAGCCUUGAUGAGCAGGCUGUGCAGCCCUGGGAGCGACGCACCUUCCCACUCUCGUACGAUCCCAGGACAGAGUGCGAGGACCAAUCUGACCCCCAAGACCGGUCGUCACGCUGCACCCGGCGCACGUCGGGCAGUAAAUCCUCGCGCCUUUCUGCUUGGCCCACCCGGGCCAGCCUCAAGAGUCGAACCCCCCUGGCAACACCCUCUUCCUCCUCUUCCUCUGCAGCAGUUCAGCGGCCAGCACACAGAUAG
Molecule: messenger RNA, 1274 nt
Organism: Pelecanus crispus (Dalmatian pelican)
Lineage: Eukaryota; Metazoa; Chordata; Aves; Pelecaniformes; Pelecanidae
Source: RefSeq, a predicted model, not a curated record